AUGAGCAACCGUCCGAACCCAAAAGACAUUGUCCUAUCACUCGACAUGGGCACAAAAGAUUGUUUCUACCGAAUUCGUAGAGAUCAUACAGAUACCAGCUCGGUCGUUUAUGUUCACCUUCAAGAUUUGGACAUCCUAGACGAGGAUAGCCGCACAUACGGACCUUCCAUUGUCCGUAACCUUAGCCUUGUAGUAGACGCCUGGAAUCACUCCUGGACUACCUUGACUGUCUUUAAAAAUAAGGGCAAAGUACAGUCGGCCGAAGACGAAUGGACGCCACAUUCCUUACCCCUGGACACUCCUAUAAGAGAUCUUCCUCUUCUAAAUGUUCUGGAUCUCGACGUCAGGCAUAGAUACAAGAACCGUGUCUCCCUCAUACAGUUUCAAUCGCAACGGCGCAUAUUUAAAUUCUGCCCAUUCGAGUUCGAGCUCCCAUACCUGGCGCAAGAAAUUAAGGCCCUGACAGUACUCUCAAGUCGCGGAUGCACGUUGAUCCCUCCCGUAUUGAAUUACGUGUUUGAAAGGAGCAAAGAGCAGAUAAUCGGGUUUGUCUGUGAAGAACUGCAAGGGCGCUUCGCAGAGCCAGGUGACUAUGACCAGUGCAGAGACGCCCUCCAGAAAUUACACUCUUAUGGCUGCGUUCACGGGGACCUCAACAAGUUCAACAUUAUUUUAACAGCGGACGGCCCUCGAUUUAUUGACUUUGAGAAGUCAAGGCUAAAUACCAAUCUUUCGGAUGCUGAACUCGCCACACUACAACAACGAGAGGUUGAUGGGCUUGAUGAAGCACUGAAUGCUGAAGAAGGGUGGGGGAAGCCUUGGUCGGAGACGGGUUCUUGACAGGCUAUAGUCGUGGAUUUCCUAUGGCACCAGAGUUGUAUCCGGAUUUGCUUGCAGGAACAGACGCAAACCUCUUCGCGGUUUGCCCAAAGAGCCUCGAGGAAUGAAGUCUUGAUUUGGCGGUUUUUGUGGGCAAGGGGUUCAUGCACGGCGGCUCGCUCCUGGAACAAACGUUCAACUCUUUCAGAUGUUUCCGCGCGCCCCGAAGAGUCUCCUUCAUUCGAUAUGCGAACUUAAGAGAGCAAGGGCGGACACCCAGACAUCGCCUUCUCGAAGACGGGGUCGCCCCAUCACACGGGACCCGGAUGCCGGGCGGGUGCGGAUUCAUCGAGUGGAGAC
Messenger RNA from Trematosphaeria pertusa, 1179 nucleotides. RefSeq lists its product as uncharacterized. The transcript has a single exon. The coding region runs from base 1 to 840 and encodes 279 amino acids. The record is from RefSeq and is a predicted model, not a curated record. NCBI's taxonomy places the organism in Eukaryota, Fungi, Ascomycota, Dothideomycetes, Pleosporales, Trematosphaeriaceae.